Messenger RNA from Phycomyces blakesleeanus NRRL 1555(-), 618 nucleotides. RefSeq lists its product as hypothetical. Lineage: Eukaryota; Fungi; Mucoromycota; Mucoromycetes; Mucorales; Phycomycetaceae. The transcript has 5 exons. Bases 1 to 618 code for a protein of 205 amino acids. The record is from RefSeq and is a predicted model, not a curated record.
AUGGCCUGGAGAUUGAAUGCCAGAUUCCACACGAACAAUCUUAUUGAAUCCUAUUACCAUAUCUUGAAAGCUUACUACUUGGGAAGAUCAAAAAACUUCUGGGUUAACCGGUUGGUUUACAUGUUCUCCCAAGUAGUUGAGCAUGACUAUAGACAAGAGGGUCUCAAGAUUAUGUAUGGGUUCAAGAAGCUUGUUCUCACUCAUGUUGAGAAGGCUAAGAAGAAGGCUUUUGACGUUGAUCACGAGGAUGCUCUUUGCAUGAUUAAAACUGUAGAAGACAACUUGGUGUACAAGUGUCGCUCCUUUACUGACAAUUCUGUUUGGUAUGAGCUCUUGCUUAAAGAGGAAGUCCUGUCAGUUGGCUCUUGUCCAGACCCUAAUAAUUUGUGCAAACAUAUUUUUUUAGUUGGCACAAUAAUGGGACUUCAAUACUCUUUAACUAAAGAGCUUCCUAUCAUCCAGAACCCAGAAGUUCAGAUAAUACUGAACACUAGUGUGGUGUCAAAGCAAGGUGCUGCAGAUAUGACCAAUUCGUAUUCUCUAUAUGUGCGAGCUGAUCCUGGAUCUGAUGGGGUUUCCCUUACUAUAGUUACACAUAUCUUUGACACUAGAGUAUAG